AUGUGUACGCUCAUCAAUGAUUUCUCUUUUCCACGUCAUCAUCAUCUCCAAUUUCACACAAUCGGAGGAAAGGUGGACGCCGUGGUGAUUGAGAUUUCAUCGUUUGCAGGAAGUGAGAUCGGUUUGAAGGAUGCGCUUCUGAAAUUUACCACACCAAAUGUUUGCAUAAUUGGAGCAGGUGGUUCAAGGGUUCGCCUGAGUAUGUUGGCUCAUGCUGCAAAGCUGGCUCGUCUUGGUGUUGAGUACAUUGAUCUCUAUUAUCAACCCCGAGUUGAUUCACCUUUGCCUAUUGAGGAUACAAUUAAUCAUUCUUCCUAUGCUGCAUUAUAUGACUGA
Molecule: messenger RNA, 336 nt
Organism: Vicia faba (fava bean)
Lineage: Eukaryota; Viridiplantae; Streptophyta; Magnoliopsida; Fabales; Fabaceae
Source: the annotation of a GenBank genome assembly